This is a messenger RNA of Oncorhynchus nerka (sockeye salmon), 1517 nucleotides long. Its product is annotated as SLAM family member 5-like. The record is from RefSeq and is a predicted model, not a curated record. The coding region runs from base 88 to 1044 and encodes 318 amino acids. Lineage: Eukaryota; Metazoa; Chordata; Actinopteri; Salmoniformes; Salmonidae. The transcript is spliced from 6 exons.
CUGCUGGUCUGGUUGAGUCUAUUCUCUCCUCUGUACAAGGACAAGAUCACAUCUUGCACACAUCUGAACAGCUCGAGCUUUAGAGCAAUGAACCAUUUGUUUGGAUGGACAAGGCUCAUGCUGCUAUGUUUCGUAAUUGAUGUUCUCUGUGCUUCCCAGCAAACAGUCACCUCUGAGACUCAGGAGGUGAAAGGCAUCGUGGGAAAGUCUUUAUCUUUUCCAGAGAGAGUGUUUAAAACUGGAUAUUUAAGGUAUGGAGAAGACACUACUGCAAGUGUGAUCAAUGGACAAAGCCAUAUAGAUUCAGAUGAGAGAUUUAAAAAUCGCCUUCACUGGGACAAUGUGACAGGAUUAUUCAGUCUGUCAGACCUACAGAUAGAAGAUGCUGGGGUUUAUUCUGUGGAGAAUAAAGACGGAGAGAAGAGGAUACCUAAAUUUAACCUCACUCUUUACUAUUUUGUUUCCAAACCUCAGGUGACAGAGUGUGACAGCAGCUCCUGUAGUGUGAUGUGUUCUGUGGACAAUGAAAAAGAGGUGACCUUGACCUUGUACAGGGGAGACGAAAUACUAAACCAAACCAGCAGUCCUGAUCUCACCACCGAUCUAUCUCUCCGUUUGGAGGUGGAGGGAAAGAACUACAACUCCACCUACAGCUGUGUGGCUUCCAACCCUGUCAGCAAUGAGACAGUUCUUGUCCCAAAAUGUUGCAGUGAAGAUGGUCAUCCCAAGGAGACAGACAUGAAUGAGAGGACACAGGGUAUGCUUAUUAUUGCUGUAUUCUGCGUUGUGGUUGCCUCAGGACUGGUUGGACUUGCAAUCAAUCGAAAGAAGAGGGGAAAUGAACACUCACAAGAUUCAUCCGAAGGAGUGCAAGUUGACAAUGAGUAUGCAACGAUUACUUACAUAAAACAAACAGAUAACCAGGAGGAGCGAAGAGGUAUACCAGAACUGGAGUCGCGUAGAGACAACUCUGAAAUGGCAUCCGUUUAUGAUUCACUCCAGUUACAUCGCAUGGCUGCCAGCGGGGAUGUUGACACAGCAUGACGGAACAAAACUGGAAGUCACUGAGAAGCCAACAUGAUAACUCGUGAAGAGGACAUUGAAACAAAAUGAAAGUAAAACAAAUAUUCACCCAGAAAACCUUUUAGAGGCACAGUUGUUAUGAGAGAAAAUUCCCCUGCAACUGUUGCGCUGAUAUAAGUUCAGGGUUUCUUUGUAGGUCAUUCUCACAGACCUGUCAAAUAGAGACCUCGAUGGCAUCCACUUCAAUAACUAUUGAGUUAGUAGCAGGAUCAGGAUAAUCCUUAUUUCCAGAUGCCUUUUGUCCCAAAUCCCAAUGUAUAGGUUAAAAUAAAUGGAACAUAUAUUUUAAUACUGGGCGCAACUUUGGUUUUGGAAUCGGGGGGGGGGACAUAACUUUUUAUCCUGUCGGAUAAACACUCCAAACAGCCUACCCGCCCACUCGGAGGCGUCCGCAUGGCCCUAAAGCACACCAUUGCCUAGUUUUGUAUCACAUU